ACAUUUCCUUACACUCCCCCACCACCACAGGUGUGACACCUGAGGUGAUAUGGUGGUCCCUCGACUCGCAUAUCGCUCAUUUUCCCACUGAGAAUUAAGAUUUCUCACAGUACCAGAGCUGCUGAUUGCCAAUUGCCAAUUCUAGUCUCCUAGACUGAGUCAGCGAAACGACAUGAUCACGAUUCAGCCCAGCAAGCUUUGCUUCACCAGGCACGCUAUGCCACGUGGCACAAUCCUGAGACUGUCUAGACCGCUGCCGCGUGUCACCCUCGUGCUGCUCUUAGUGCUUGGCUUCCUCGUGAUCUCCGCGCCUUGGCCAACCAAUCAUUUCGGAUCACCGUCUCUCGAAGCCUUGCCUCGACGACACAGACGACAGCUGCUGCUGCUAUCGUCGCCGGGACUGACCACUUUAACGUCAACGUCAACGUCAGCGUCAGCGUCAGAUGCUCGGUUUGGGUCCAUCAUCGCCAGCAAAGCCUUACAAGAGACGAUCUUUUCCUCUCAAGAACCAUCAUCGCAGAGGCAUUCAAGCUCGGCCCGAGGAAGCGAUACAUCUGGAGCUGGUAACUCCUCGAUUUCGCCAGCGCACACGGACGGAGCGUUGCAUAUGCGUCGCCAUGUCAGGCCGGAUUUCUUUGAGCCAAGUGUCGCACUUUCGGAUGUGCCACGUCGCAGCAACGAAAGGCGGCGACAUCUUCAUGGAGGGAGCAGCGGAAGCGGCAUAGGAACCGCUGCUGCUACUAGCGGUAGUACUGCUACGAACAGUGACGUCUGCGUGGCAAUAGCUACAACGCCACGUGUCUUCCCGGACGAACAAAACCUGCCACCGUGGUCCUCUUCAGUGUUCCUCCUCAGCAUGCUGGAGCAGCGGCGGUCUCCGCCUGACAGCGCAGGCGGCUUUAAAGACAUGCGCGUCGUCGUCUACAGCUCCGGCUGCAACGGGAAAUCGCCACGAGCCGCGACGGCAGCAGGAAAUAGUAGCAGUGCCAGCUCUACUAAGGAGGACGUGGCGGCAGUGCAAAGUUCUCCUGAGGAUUUGGAAGAGCGCACGGAGACACUCGCGACAACGGCUCAUCUGCGAGCUCUAAGGUUCGCCGCGCGAAGAUCUUCGCUGGAUAUAACCGUGUUACCACCUCGACAAGAUGCGUGCGAGUUCGUUGAGCUGGACGCGGAGAAUGUGCGAAAAAUCGGUGUUACAGACGCGAUGGCAAGCGACGGCUGGGAGGCUUGGCGAUGGCGGACGAAGCUGGUAAUGGAUUUCGUCUACGUGAUGCGACAGUGCAUGGCGACAAAACCGAAAUACAUCCUGCUUCUCCAAGACGACACUAUGCCAGCACAAUUUUACGAUAUCGGUAUCGAGAAAUUCAUUGACGAGGAUCUGAAGGGGAAAGAGUGGCCCUACUUAUCGCUCUACAACCCCGAGUCGUACUUCUGGGAAUACCCGCACGGCGGGGAAUACCUAGUUCCGUGCUGCGCUCAGGCUCUGCUUUUCAACACAUCGGCAGUGGAAAGCUUGCUAGGGUUUAUGGAGGAGCGUUUUCUGGAGGCUCCUAUGGAUUGGCUCCUAAAUCAAUACCUCAUUCGGUCUAACCGGACGGGAUAUGUCCACGUGCCGUCGCUGUUUCAGCACCUCGGUGCUGUGAGGACUAAAGCGCCAGGAGUGGUUUCCUCUACACACGAAGACAGACAGUUUCAGGACGACUAUGUAGUUAAUCUAAUGAUGGGAGCGUGAUCGACUAACGGUGGUGACGGUAGUUGAAAUAAUAAUGUAAGAGGCAGUUCGUCGUCAGAAGUGUAAUCUCGGCAGGUACCGGAGUAUACCCGAUAAGGAGAAGUGACGGUUGAUCCUGUUUAUAAAA
Molecule: messenger RNA, 1859 nt
Organism: Closterium sp. NIES-67
Lineage: Eukaryota; Viridiplantae; Streptophyta; Zygnematophyceae; Desmidiales; Closteriaceae
Source: the annotation of a GenBank genome assembly